Molecule: messenger RNA, 7020 nt
Organism: Acanthochromis polyacanthus (spiny chromis)
Lineage: Eukaryota; Metazoa; Chordata; Actinopteri; Pomacentridae
Gene: maml3
Product: mastermind-like transcriptional coactivator 3
Exons: 6
Coding region: 766-4278 (1170 amino acids)
Biological process (GO): Notch signaling pathway; positive regulation of transcription of Notch receptor target
Cellular component (GO): nucleoplasm; nuclear speck
Molecular function (GO): transcription coactivator activity
Source: RefSeq, a predicted model, not a curated record
CAGCGCGUCCUCCAGCGGGCUCCUCACAGCCUCUCGCUGGCUCGUACUCGGCUCCUGUCCUGAUAUCACUCCGCUGGCAUGGUGGAGGAGCGGACCUGAUUAUUGUGAUGGUGGCAGGCGGCAGCCAGUGACUACAGACUUCCGCCACAGCUUCCAUAUCCGCGUUUUGCGCCGUCGGGGCUCCUCGAUCUGCCUCACAACUGGACUACCGAGGGCGCCUCAGCAACAUCUUCACCGGGAUUUCUCUCAAACCAAAACCAUAUGAGAUGCAAGUUCACUGGGAAACUCCGGAGCCCGUUCGGUUUAGGCAGCAAAACUUUUUCUCAAAGGACAACACCGUGAAACGGCGAGCGGACUGUUGCUGCCGCCGCCGCCGCUGCUGCUCCUCCGCGGGACGGGCUGAGUGUGUGUGACCGCCGGCUCGGAGCUCCGCCGUAUUGUUGUGUUUUUCCCCCCGGAGGAGUUGUUGUUUGCAGCGGCUUCGUUGUUGAACCCAGUUUGGGGCUUGUUUCGGGUGUUUUUCGCGGAGGAGCCACAUGACCGCUCGGCUCGCAGCCCUUUAAACCUCCCCGGUUGUCGGUCGAACCCUCCGCCCGCUGCCCGGCUGUUCCCCGGACCUUUCGCCGAGGAGGACGCGCUCAGAGCGGGGACACUCGCUGGUGGAGGUGGAGGUGGCCGGAGGAGGAGGAGGCGGCGGCGGUGGUGGUGGUGGUGGCGGUGACUGGGGGAAAAGUUCUUCCAAAAUAGCAGCCACUCGGCGCGGUAAUGGGGGACUUCGCCUCCCCCGCUGCCGGACCCAACGGCAGUAUCUGCAUCAACAACAGCAUGAACCCGGCCGCCGGCAGCGUGGUGCCCGCCGGGGCGGUGGGCAUCCCUAAGCACAGCACGGUGGUGGAGCGGCUCAGGCAGCGGAUAGAGGGCUGCCGGAGACACCACGUAAACUGUGAGAGCCGCUACCAGCAAGCCCAUGACGAGCGGCUGGAGAUAGAGCGCCGGGAGACUGUGAACCUGUACCAGCGGAGUCUGGAGCAAAGGGCCAAGAAGUCUGCAGGAGGCAGCGGCAGUGGCAGCAGCAAGCAGCCGCAGAGCAAGCAGCCGGACCCGGACUCAGCCUCCUCCACGGAGCAGAGGAAUAGCACGCUCAUAGCGCUCCAGGAAACCGUAAAGAGGAAGCUGGACAGCGCUCGGUCACCUCUUAAUGGAGACCAGAAUGGCAUCUGUGAUGGAGGCAGCUACUCUCCGACCACUAAACGGGUCCGGAAGGAGGGCUCCGGUGGUUUGGACUCGCUAACAAGUCUCCCAAACAACAACAACAAUGUGCCGCCCAUCUCCCCACUGCAUCACCAAAUGGACAUUAAGCCUCUACUCAGUGGGCCCAACACCUCCAGCGGAAACAACACUACGAACAGCAACGGCACCCACGUGGGCCGGGCCUCAGACGAGCUGGGGAAGAACGGCGGCAGCCACCUCCCAGACAUGAAGCUGAACGGCUCGCUGGACCUGGAGGACAGCUUCGGCCUCCUCAAGGACCUGAAGCAGGAGCCACUAGACGACGGAGGCGGGAUGGAGUCCUCAGACCCGCAGUCUCUGUCCAAUCAGAACAAACUGUUCUCUGACAUCAACCUCAAUGACCAGGAGUGGCAAGAGCUGAUCGACGAGCUCGCCAACACCGUGCCCGAGGACGACAUGCACGACCUCUUCAACGAGGACUUUGAGGACAAAAAGGAGGCGGAGUUCGGCAGGCCGGCCAACAAUCAGACGCCGGGACCGCAGGAAGCAGCCGGGAACACAACGGCGCCCGGAGGAGGGGCGGUGCCAGCAGCGGCUCUUCCUCCUCCUCCUCCUCAGCCGCCGCAAGGAGGACCGCAGGUUCCUAUGGGGUCACCCCAGGUGCGGCCAUCAUCAUCGGGCCCUCAGUUUGCCACCACUGCCAAUGGGACGCCUCCUCAGCAACCUCUGCAGCAGUCUCCAGCUGUUGCCAUGGCAUCAGGUUCACCGCUGCACAACUGCGUGGCUCGAUCCCCUCAGACGCCCACCCAGGCUCAGACACAAGCAGUCUCUCGGCCUGGGAAUGGCUACAUGAUGAACCCGGGCCCAGGGGUCAGUCAGGCGCCAGGCUCAGGUCCUGGAGCGGCGGGCGUCGCCCCCGGAGGUCAGCCCGUGGGACCGGUGACGCCUGAGCUUUCUCCCGCAGAGCAGCUCAAAGCGAUGGCUCAGCAACGCGCUAAACUGCUGCAGCAGAAGCAACAGCAAGCGGCUAACUGGUCCCCUGCAGGCGCUCCAACCAGCCCCUACAACUCCGGACCCUUUAACCAGGACAAACCCAACAGCCCCAUGAUGUACCCACCGCAAGCCUUUAAUGCACCGCAGGGCCCUCUAGUGGCUGGGAUGGCACCCAACAAUGGGCCCAAAGCCCCCAUGAACAACUACCUCCCUCACAACCACAUGGGCAUGAUGGGCCAGCAGCAGCCAAACAGCAUCAACCAGAACGCCCUGUCCAAGCAGCAGCAGCAGCAGCAGCAGCAAACGGCAGCCAUGUUGUCCUACAACAACACCAAACCACUGAGUCACUUCAGCGGCAGCGGGGUCGAUCACAUCGGUCAGAGGAUGACUCCGCCCAUGGGAGGGAGCAGUCAGGUGAAGAACCCCAUGAUGCCGCCUUACAUGGGUGGUGCUGGAGGCGGCGGUGGAGGCGGCCAAGGGGCGGGGCCUGGGCAGACGCAGGGUCCGAUCCCGGGUCAGACGGCCCACCUGAGCGAGGAGCAGAAGAGGAUGCUGCUGAUGAAGCAGAAGGUGUUGAACCAGAGCAUGCCCUACAGCACCAUGCAGCCUCACGGACAGGAGCAAGGUGUGGUGGGAAUGUCACGACCGCCCGGCGCCAUCCCACCUCCUCACCCGGCUGGGGGCGUCGCCUCCGGUGUGGGCCCCAACCAGGGGUCAGGUCCACCUCCGGGCUACGUGGGCAACCAGCAGCAGGCGGCCAUGAUGAAGCAGAUGAUGGUGAUGGAGCAGGAGAAGAGGGUGCAGAUGCACAUGAUGGAGCAGCAGAAGCAGCAGCUCUUCAGAGAGCAGCGGCAGCAGCAGCAGCAGCUCCUGGCUGAACAGCUCCAACAGCAGCAGCAUCUCCCUCGACAGAUGGCCCAGGGCCAGAGGAAUCCAUAUCCCCAAGUCAAUCAGUACCAAGGUCCUCCCCAGGAUCUGGCGUCAAGGAGCCAAGCUCUCCGGGCCACACGUCUCCUACAACAGCAGCAGCAGAACCAGCAGCAGAUGGUCCAGAUGAGUUCUGUUCAGGGCCAAGGAGGCUCUGUGGGACCCCAGACUGACAUGGGAAUACCAUACGGCAACCAGGGGUCCAACCAGGGCUCCCUGUAUGGGCUCAACCCCUCCAUGAGCCAAAUGAUCCACCAGCAGCAGCACCAGAGCCAAAGCGUCCAAGCCUCCAUGGGUCUUCCACCACAGCACAACCCCGCCGGAGGGCCACCUCGGCAGGCAGGUGCAGGUCCUGGGGUUGGAGGAAUGGCCGGAGGCCCCGGGGGUGGUGGUGCUGGUGGCUAUGGAGGACAAGGGAUGUUAAUGAAUUCCAUGACUCAGCAACCUCUCAAAGGCCCUCCUAAUGCCAAAGCCCAAGCACAGAGACUGCAAAGCAUGCUGGGAGCAGGAGGAGGUGGCGGGGGGAUGGCGGCAGGGGGAUGGCCACAGCAGCAGGGACAAGGUCUGCAGGCCAUGGGAGGAGGAGUGGGAAGGACUACAGGCGGAGGUGGAGGAGACAUGGUGGGGUUCAGCUCAGCCCAGGGUUACGGGAUGCAGCCGGGUCAACCCCCACGCAUGGCCAAGCAACACUUUCAGGGCCCAGGACAGGGGAUGAGCCAGGGGAUGGACCCCAGAGUGGGUCACCCAGCAGCAGGUAUGGGCGGCCCGAUGAUGGGCCCUCACAUGGGCGGUCAGCCAAGGACCAACCAGCCCCGGCCCAUGGUCAUGAACCAGGGGAUGAGCCAGGGGGUGAUGGGCCAGGGGAUGAGUGGGAUGGGGGGGUUCGGGCCGGGCCCUGGGGGUCCAGGGAUAGGGGCAGGGGGCGGAGGAGGCGGACCCUACGGACCAGGGGGAGUCGGGGUUGGAGGUCAGCCGCAGGGCUACCAGAGGACAGCCAAUCAGGACAUGUCAUCCUAUGGAUAUGGGGGCGGGCCCUCAGGUGGAGGAGCCUUCGGAUUGGGCGAUGGCUCGGGGGCAGAGCUGGACUCAAGCGACGGUUGGAUGGAGGAGUUUUUCCCGAGCCAAUAGCCAACAGGGAAGGUUUUAACUGGAUGAACUGAACAUUAAAGUCGGACAAAAACCUGAGAAAGUGAAACAAAAAGGAUGACACAACGUGGACUGGCAUGUUUUCUGUUUUGUAAAACAUGAGCAAGGUUAUAAAUGAGUUCUUGUAUUAUGUUUGGUGUGUAUGUAUGUGAGUGUAUGAGUGCGUGUGGAGAGAGCUAUCAUCAUGUCUUGUGCAUAUUAAUGAAAAACCAAUAUAGAGAUUAAAAGGUGUGUUUCAUUAGUUUCCCUUUUUUCUCCAUGGAAUAAUUUUUUUGUCAGUGUUUAAAAGCGAGCCCUGUUUACACAGCAGCGCUUUGAGCUUCGGCAGGGGCUGAUUGAAAACCACGGACUGAUGAGGGGGAAGGAAGACUUGUUCUCAAGACGGCAAUUUAUUUGUGUUUGUGUGUUUGUGCCACCCAGCUCAGUGCUUCAGAUCUCUCAGCUAUGUGAGGAGCUGAAGGGAGUAGAAAGCGCUCUCAAUGCUCCCAUUUCCACUCUCAGAUUUUUGCCCCCCACACAUAUAUACAGACACACAUCUGUUUCACUCUCUUCACUUGAUCUGCCUCUUUCUCAUCCUUUUCCUCCCGUCUUUCCCACCUCCUCUCCAGAGACUUCUUCCUCGCUCUCCUUUUUCUCUGUUGAAAUUGUGCACAUCACAACAGAACAAAUGAUGUUCCUCUAUUGAUGCCACACGCUCGGCCCUCUAGUGCUUUUGCUAGGCAACCGACCUGGGUGGUGCUUUUUUAAUUUAAAUUUUUUAUUUUUUUUUGGUAGGGGUUUCAUAUUUGUGGAUGACGGGUGUGCACGUAGAGGGGAGACAAAAGAAGGCGGGGAGAAAAUAGGCAGCUAAAGCAAGCACUUGGACUCAAAAGGCACACAGAUACAUGCACACAACAAACAAACAAACCCGGGAGGAUGCGCGAGAGGCAGCUAACGGAGCUAAUAUUACAUUUUGUCUGCGUGACACAAAACCACAUCACAUCACAUUGAAGCAAAACGAUAUCGCUGAGCACUGAAUGUAUUCAAAGCACCACAAGUGACUUCUUCUUUUUAAGGUAAAAAAUUGAAAUUAAAAUUUUAAAAAGCUCAUUAGAAAGCCCACCCACAUUAUUCUGUUGUGUUUUUUUCUAUCUUUAAUGUUAAUGCUGGUUGUGUUUUUGUCAACUAAAAGAGGAAGAGAAAAAAAUUAGCCUGUUUAGUUUGUGUUGUCUUUUGGAGAAAACCUGUUUGUGCAGCCUUUUCCUUGUCAAUCAACCUUUUUUUUUUACAUUGUGGCUUCUCUCACAGCUCCAAACUAACUGUGCUAUACUGUAACACUACUGUGAAGAAAUAAGAGUUCACCCCACUUUUCCAGUGCUUUUUAUGAACGAAGGAGAACGAACCACUGCUCAGCCUUUAUUUUGAGGAGAAUCAAGCCGGUUAGCAUCGAAAUAAUCAGUGCUUCCUCUGAAGUCUCCCCUGUAUUUGCUGUACACCUGGCAUUCAUUCAUCGACACUCUUUUGCCGCGAUGUUCAGCGAUAACAGGUCGGAUAGGUUUGAAUACAGUCAUAACAUCUUAUAUCUCUAACUGUUCUGUGAUCUUGGUUAAAAAGACGAAUGAAAGCGUGUCUGUUCGUGCAUUACUUUGUAUUUAGCUCAUCAGAGUGACCGUUUUGGAGGAUGAUGCUGUAAUCAACAAAACCAAAAAGCCUUCUUCUUCUUCUUGUUCUUCUUCUCUGUAAACUAACUCCUUGUCAUCAUCGGUUCUCAUGGUUGUUGGUGUUGUAUAAUCCAACCCUUUAAAAACUUUUAACCACGCCCGUCGUCCUGUAAGCUGCGUUUGGUAGCACCCGCGAUUGAGGUUCUGUAACUUUUUUUUGUCAUGUUUGGUGGAGCCUCCGUCUCACUGUGGAGUCUGAAGACGUGUUGGGUUGUUGUAGCGGUCAGUGGUGAGCUGAUUAAAAGCUGCAGCACUUUGUGCUUCCCAAACUUUGAUACCGAUCCUGCAGGCUGGCAUAUCAAAUUCAGUGCACUGGACCAGUGGAAAUGUAGGAAAACACCUGAGGUUAACUGCUUCAAAAUAAAGGCAGGAAGGUAUAGAAACACGUCUGGGUUGGUGUUUAAGGUCAUGGCCUUUGUGACCUGUUCUGUUAAAGGUUCGUAAUCUGGUCUGAAAUCCCUUCAGGAUGAGAAAGGAAGCUUCCUCCAAAUAUCAUUAUGUACCGGGACCAAGUCUGUAGACAACAUUUUAACAAAAAUUGUUGUUAUUGAUGUUCUUUGUUUUAUUUUAUUUUGUUUUUUACUGGUGCUGACAUAUAUGUGAUUAUGAGAAAAAGUAUAUAAAAGAUAAUGGCUAUUUGUAAAUAUGUUUUUACAGGUUUAAAUACAUCAGAUAAUACAGUCUCUACUCUGUAAAGAAUUUACUGUUUGUUGGAAAAUAGAGAAGUAUUUUUAUUUUGAAGUUUUUUGGUUUCACUUUUAACCCAUCUGAGCUAUGCCAUUGCACUUCAGACAAUGUCUUACUACUAAUUUGUAUUGUAAACCUCCUCUCUUUUUUGGAAUUUUUUUUAUUUGUUUUUUUUUUUCUAGUUUGAGAUUUCACUCGGUUCUUAAGCAGUGCUUAUUUCUUUUUAUCCUGUACAGAAUUCUGAAAUGUUAACAAAAGAGAAUUACAAAAGAUUUUUUUUGUUUGUUUUUUCAAAAAGAUACAAUAAAGAGAGAAUGUUCUCGCUGAUCAUAUUAAA